AUGCUGCGCAAAUUUAUGGCCACGGACGUCUUCCAGUCCACGAAUCUUGACGACGCAGUCGGCGAUCUCGCAUUCCGUACUAAAACACAUCACCCACGGCUCACCCGCUCCGGAUCGCAAGCAAGCAACAGCAAUUUCACCUCAAUCCGAGCCUUGGAGAAAUGUCCAAUGAUCCCGUCUGAGCUUGACAUGACAUUCACGGAGGAUGCCGAGGGAGACACUGUCGCAGACAUCACCUGGGAAGGCGACAAUGUUGUCCUCAUCCCCAUACUAGUAGGCGAUGAGUGCAUCAAGGGUACUGCUGAACUCUUUGGCGCGGCAUCUAUGAGGAUAUCGCGAUCUAACUCAAAGAUCCCGAGGCCACGAGAAAGGCUUUCCGAGGAGGCGAUUUUGGCACGGGUGAUCUGGCGGUCUGACCAUACUCUUGUGAACGAGCGCAUCACAGCUACUGGACGGAUGGCGCGGCACCUCAACUGGGGAGCUUAUUAUGCCCUCACGCAGACUUAUCUGAAACUAUUUAGCACCAAGGAUGAGUCUGAGCGGGUAUACGUCCGUGCGCUCGUAGCUAUCCUGGACAAUUUCCAUUUCCAGAUGGAAGAGGUUGUCCCUGACACAGCUGAGGAGUCGGAGAGGGGAGGAGACAAUGAGGACACCGCUGUCGAUGAGGAAACCGAAUCCACAUCGGUCAAGGUCAAGGACCAAAUGAUCUCGCGCAUUGCAGAUGCGGUCAACCAUCGGCUGGUCCCAAGGCUCCUGCAACACUUAGAGAAGCGUGAUGAAACUGAGGACACUCUGAGGAUAGCGAUCGCCGUGGGUAUCAUCCAGGUCGUGAAGCAUUUACCCCGGGAGACCCGCGAGCCACAGAUAGCUAGGCUACUGACCGUCCUAAGUCAAAUCUCCCGCAGCAAGUCUCAAGAGACGAGAGACCUCACUAGGGAGACCCUAUGUCGUAUCGCCGUGAUUUUGGGGCCAUCUUACUUGCCAACGGCUAUCAAGGAGCUACGAGCCGCCUUGCUACGAGGCCCGCAACUUCACGUUUUCGAAUCAGGCUUCCACAGCAGGAUAGCAGGUCCCGCAUGUUCCGACCCCAGUCGGCAAUGGGAAUAG
Molecule: messenger RNA, 1107 nt
Organism: Laetiporus sulphureus 93-53
Lineage: Eukaryota; Fungi; Basidiomycota; Agaricomycetes; Polyporales; Laetiporaceae
Exons: 3
Coding region: 1-1107 (368 amino acids)
Cellular component (GO): small-subunit processome; 90S preribosome; nucleolus
Source: RefSeq, a predicted model, not a curated record